AUGAAUCCCUCAAACCAGUCCACAGUGACCUUUUUUAUUAUAAGAGGGAUUUCUGACCUCCCCGAGCUGCAGCUUCCAAUCUUCCUCCUUGUUCUGUUUAUUUAUCUCAUCUCUCUCAGUGGUAACAUGACCAUCCUUCUCCUUCUCUGUUCGGAUCGUCGCCUUCACACUCCCAUGUACUUCUUCUUGUGCAAUCUAUCUAUCCUAGACAUGUCUUCCACCACUAUUACUUUACAUAAAAUCCUUGUUAAUUUUGUAACGGGAGACCAUGGAGUUUCUUUCUUUGCUUGUAUGACACAGAUGUAUGUAUUUUCAUCCUUUGCAUGUGAUGGGUUGUACCUCCUGACAGCCAUGAGCUAUGACCGCUAUGUGGCCAUCUGCAAUCCCUUGCGAUACCCAGUCCUUAUGAAUCAUAGAGUUUGUGCUCUCUUGGCUACUGUCUGCUGGACUUUGGGUUUGACACAAAUGAUUCCUUUCUUGGUCUUUCUUUCAAUACUGUCACAUUACGAGUCCAAUGUCAUUAAUCACUUCUUCUGUGACAUUCUGCCACUUAUGAAAAUUUCCGACAGAGGUACUUCCUUUCUUGAAAUAUAUACUGACUGUAUUGGAUUUUUCCUUUGGACUGGUCCCUUUAUUUUUACAUUUUUAUCUUAUGUCUAUAUCAUUAAAUCUAUCUUGAAAAUCCGUACCAACUCCGGCAGGCGGAAAGCCUUCUAUACAUGUUCCUCACACAUUACUGUUGUUUCAAUUUUGUAUGUAACACUUGGAACUCAAUACUUGUCACCAACAUCAGAAGACAACUUGGACUCAAACAAACUUUUUGCCCUUCUUAAUGCAGCAGCAGUCCCGAUGUUAAACCCUCUGAUUUACAGCUUAAAGAAUAAAGACGUGAAGUCAGCUCUACGACGAAGGUUGAGAUAG
This is a messenger RNA of Pelobates fuscus (common spadefoot toad), 921 nucleotides long. RefSeq names its product olfactory receptor 8A1-like. NCBI's taxonomy places the organism in Eukaryota, Metazoa, Chordata, Amphibia, Anura, Pelobatidae. The transcript has a single exon. The record is from RefSeq and is a predicted model, not a curated record. Gene Ontology annotation, biological process: G protein-coupled receptor signaling pathway. Bases 1 to 921 code for a protein of 306 amino acids. Gene Ontology annotation, molecular function: odorant binding; G protein-coupled receptor activity; olfactory receptor activity. Gene Ontology annotation, cellular component: membrane.